AUGAAUGGAGCGAUGGCUAAUUUGCAGAAGCCAAUCUCAUUUGAUCGCGAUUGUUGGAUCGGAAAAAAUGUACCUGAGGAGAAAUUUCAAAUCUCAACGCAGCAUUUAAAGUACAACAAGGAACUAAUUGAUAGCGUCAUGAAGCCGAAUACCAGAUUCUUCUCAAUCAUCCGAGACCCAACGACGAACUUUGUCUCGAGCUACAGAUACUACCAAUAUUUACUGGGCAGGCUUUGGGAGCAAUUCGGAUUCCGCGGUUUAGACCAGACGAAGAAGGCUCCUACUGAUCUACUUUACAAAGAAAUGGAGCAUUUUUUGGAAGACGAGAAAAGAGCUUGGAGAUAUUUACGAAAAGUUCCGGAGUCCUCAUUUGCCAGAAUAGGUACUCUUCGUCCCCAAUUGGUCUUCUUUGGAAGUUACACGGAUGAAAACGGAAAGGAAUGGAUGUCAUAUGAUCAAGUCAUUCCAGAAGAUGUACUUCAAGCUUGGUUCAAAAAAUUGGAUGAUGAUUUCGAGUUUAUUCUUAUUAUGGAAUACUACGACUUAGGCUUAGCGCUUCUUGUAACGGAAUUCUGUUGGUCAAUAGAGGACGUGGCGUAUCUAAAAGUAAAUGCUCAGGCUCAUUCUGGACUAGAACUCUCGAAAAAAGCUGUCAGAACUUUGGAAAAAAUAAAUUAUCCGGACUAUGCCCUCUAUCGUUAUUUCAACAAUACUUUUUGGCAGAAGGUUGAAGAAGUUGGUCUUGCAAAAGUUGAGGCGAUUGCUGAUCUUAUUGGGGAGAAAUCUGGGGAAAUCGCGGAGCGGUGUAUUCAAGAUGAUUAUUUAAAUAAUGAUGGCACUCAAAAACUGAAGCCUCGGUUGAAGGAGGACGUUUAUGAAGAUGCAGAAUGCGGCCGUUUUAUCAUGCACGGCCCAACGAUGACCAAGGUUACACAACGAUAUAUGAUCGACUAUUUCGGGGAUAGAUACCAACCGUGUCCAAAAUACACAAGUUCAAACUCUUGGGCAGAAAAUAUGGAGAACAACAAGAAGUCCUGGCAAUUCAAGUACAAAUUCUUGUCUGGAGGGGGAGGACGAUUUACGUAG
This is a messenger RNA of Oikopleura dioica, 1086 nucleotides long. The record is from the annotation of a GenBank genome assembly. NCBI's taxonomy places the organism in Eukaryota, Metazoa, Chordata, Appendicularia, Copelata, Oikopleuridae.